Neoarius graeffei (lesser salmon catfish) is the source of this 2739-nucleotide messenger RNA. RefSeq names its product syntaxin 5A, like (gene stx5al). NCBI's taxonomy places the organism in Eukaryota, Metazoa, Chordata, Actinopteri, Siluriformes, Ariidae. Gene Ontology annotation, biological process: intracellular protein transport; endoplasmic reticulum to Golgi vesicle-mediated transport; vesicle fusion. Gene Ontology annotation, molecular function: SNAP receptor activity; SNARE binding. The record is from RefSeq and is a predicted model, not a curated record. Gene Ontology annotation, cellular component: SNARE complex; Golgi membrane; endomembrane system. The transcript is spliced from 11 exons. The coding region runs from base 100 to 1143 and encodes 347 amino acids.
GUGACGUCACGGUGUCAGAACCCGGAUGUUGACGGCUAAUAGCGCAAAGCAAAAAGGAAAGUGGCUGAUUUGUCUGGUAUCUGAUGUGUAGCAGCACUCAUGAAUACCCGCCGGCGCCACCAUCCUCGGAGCAGCCAGGAAGGGGUUUACACUGGGCCUUCACAGACCCAGACCCAGCUGGUCCAGCCAUUGGAGGGCCCUCUGUCUGUACCUCUUCCCUGUGCUCCUCCUGUCGACUCUGUCAGCAUGUCCUGCCGAGACCGCACCACUGAGUUUCAGUCUGUGUGCAAGUCUUUGCAGGGGAGGCAGAAUGGCGCACAGGGCAUUAAACCAGUUCACAGUGCUGUCAGGCAGAGGAGUGACUUCAUGCUUAUGGCAAAGAGAAUUGGCAGGGACCUUAGCAACACCUUUGCAAAGUUGGAAAAGCUGACAAUACUGGCCAAAAGGAAAUCCCUCUUCGAUGAUAAACCAGUGGAGAUCGAUGAGUUGACCUAUAUUGUGAAACAGGAUAUUAACAGCCUGAAUAAACAGAUAGCCCAACUCCAGGGUUUUGUCCGAUCCAGAAAUGGCCAAAAUAGCAGACAUCUUCAAACACAUUCCAAUACUAUUGUUGUAUCACUGCAGUCAAAAUUGGCAUCAAUGUCAAGUGAUUUCAAAUCAGUUCUGGAAGUGAGAACAGAGAACCUGAAGCAACAAAGAAGCAGGCAAGAGCAGUUCUCUCAGUCGCCAGCCGCCUCCACCUCCUUCCAUAACUCCAGCUUUGACAAUUCAGUGUUGAUGCAGGAUAAUUCCAAGAAAGCAGAUAUCUCUAUAGACAUGGAUCUCCGUUCCAGCCAGCAGAUGCAACUCCUCCAUGAGAAGGACUCUUUUAUUCAGGACCGAGCAAACACUAUGCAAAACAUAGAGACGACUAUUGUCGAGCUAGGAUCUAUUUUCCAGCAGUUGGCCCACAUGGUGAAAGAGCAGGAAGAGACAGUUCACAGGAUUGACGCCAACGUAGAAGACACUCAGCUCAACGUGGACUUCGCUCAUACGGAAAUCCUCAAGUACUUUCAGUCCGUGUCAAACAAUCGCUGGUUGCUUAUCAAAAUCUUCAUUAUCCUCAUCGUUUUCUUCUUCAUCUUUGUCGUCUUCUUGGCCUGAAAACUAUGGAUAACGUGACUAUUCAGCGGCAAAGAUGAAGCAUUUAUUGACAGGAGCGAACAAGCAGGGAGUUAAAAUGUAAAAUAAAGCAAGGCUCCCUCAGCUUUGGUGUGGCUAGAGACAGGACUGUAUAGUGUUCUUAAAUAAUGUCGCUUUACACAAUCUUCACCUUUGGAUCAUGAACAGUGUUAUUUGAUCGGCCUAUUACUAAAGUAACUUAGGAAUAUUAGCAGCAAGAUUAUUUUUGUGGUCAAAAGAAUUUGGUUUUAACUACUGAGUAAUUUUAUACCCGGAAACAUAUUCUCAUUCUUAUCCCACUUCUUUAGAUUAGAAGACAGGGUAGCUACACCAUUGUAGCUGUAAAUAGCUUGUUUCAUUAUUCCUUAUUAAUGACUUUUUGAAAAUGAUAUGAAAUAGUGUGGAACUUACGCUUACGUCUCAGGCUUUUUUUUUUUUUUUUUUUCACACUGUGAUUCAGUAGCCAUGUUUAUUUUGAGACAGCGAUGUAGAUUUGGGAAAAACUCUUAAAUAGGGCACUGUGCUGGGUGACUAGUUAAAACUAGCCUAUUCUGGAGAUCGCGAGUUCAGAUCCUGGCAAUGCCAAAGCAGCUCGUGACUAGAAGUCAAGAGAGGAAAGUUGACUGUGCUCUCCGGGUGGGAUGGAUGGCAUAGUGUCUGUCAUCUGUCAAUCACAGCAACACUAGCCAAUUGUGAGCUAGUGUAUGCAGGUGUGGAGGUUAACGUCACAUGCCUCGGAGGAAGCGCGUGUUAGUUUUUCUCUUUCGCGGUUGGUUUCGGGAGAGAGCUGGCUAGUGAGUGGUAUUAGCAAGCCCGGAUGUGUGAAUUCAGCCAAAAUUGUAAGAAAGAUUUACGAGCAAUUCAAUUAUUUAAGAAAGACUGAAAGUUGCCAUAAUAUUUACUUCAGGAAUAUUCAAGAAAUAAGGUUAUAUUGCAACAUGAAAUCAAUACCAAACUGUGCUGAAACUAUUUGUCUUAAUGAAUAGUGUUCUUGGAAGAGAUAAACAGUAUGCUAAUUCACAAUAGUAUGAAUGUUCUAAUAGUUACUGCAUUCUAUUGAAUACAUUUAAUGCCCUAGAAUCAUGACGUGGCAGCAAAGUUUAUAUCAGAUGUCUAAUUCAUAUCAUAAAGUGCAAUUUUAGAGUUUAAGUAUACAUGUAGACACUAACUCACUGUUCAUGCCAACAUUCCACUUCCUAAAAUGUUCAGCUGUACUGUGAACCAGAGAAUAAAAAUCCAGCAGAUUUAUUAAAAAAAAAAAAAAGUGGCCUGAACAGAGUGUUAAUACAACUUUAAUUUCUCGUUCGAUCUGCUUUUCUCUGUUGGUCUUUGUGUGAAAAUAUCUACUGUCUACAGCCACUUUCUGACAUAAUGGUUGCAGUUCAUCACUUUUUAAAAGUGGUAAAAACUUUUCAUGGCUUCUUUAUACUUCUGGUCAGUAAUUUUUCAAUAGAUUCAGAAUUUCAGAAAUCUCUGUUUGUUCUAAAAGUACCUAUUGUACAUUCUAACAGGACGGUUGAUGUAAUAUUGAUCAGUAUCAUAAAUUAUUUCUGUGAAAAAUAAACUUACUCUUGCUAA